CCUGGCCACAGACCACCCUGCGGUCCACGGUACUACUAACUGCUUGUCGUGUCCUCCCACUUUCCUCCUUCUCCAACCCAUCCCUCAUCCUUUAUCAUCCUCCACUCCCCCUUCUCUCGCCAGUUUCUCGCAGUUUCUCUGCUGCUACUGCUUUCUCUUAUGCUGAACAUCGCUCGUCGAACUUUUAAACGCGUGCCCAGCUUCCAGGACCUCCUUCAAGGCAGGAUGACCCACCCCGACAUUACUGUUGACGUUCUCGUCAUUGGUGCUGGCCCGACUGGUUUGGGUGCGGCCAAGCGUCUCAACCAGAUCGAUGGCCCCUCUUGGUUGAUUAUUGACUCCAACGAGAUCCCCGGUGGUCUUGCUUCCACCGACGUGACCCCUGAGGGCUUCCUGUACGACGUUGGUGGCCACGUUAUCUUCUCCCACUACAAGUACUUCGAUGACUGCAUCGAUGAGGCCCUCCCUAAGGAGGACGACUGGUACACCCACGAGCGUAUCUCUUACGUCCGCUGCCAGGAGCAAUGGGUCCCCUACCCGUUCCAGAACAACAUCUCCAUGUUGCCCAAGGCCGAGCAGGUCAAGUGCAUUGACGGCAUGAUCGAUGCUGCCCUGGAGGCUCGCGUUGCCAGCACCAAGCCCAAGAACUUCGACGAGUGGAUCGUCCGUAUGAUGGGUACUGGUAUUGCCGACCUCUUCAUGCGUCCCUACAACUACAAGGUCUGGGCCGUUCCCACCACCAAGAUGCAAUGCGCUUGGCUCGGUGAGCGUGUCGCUGCCCCCAACCUCAAGGCUGUGACCACCAACGUCAUCCUGAACAAGACCGCCGGUAACUGGGGUCCCAACGCUACCUUCCGUUUCCCUGCCCGCGACGGUACCGGUGGUAUCUGGAUUGCCGUUGCCAACACCCUCCCCAAGGAGAAGACUCGCUUCGGUGAAAAGGGCAAGGUCUCCAAGGUCAACGCCAACAACAAGACUGUCACCCUGGCCGACGGCACCACCAUUGGCUACUCCAAGCUUAUCUCCACCAUGGCCGUUGACUUCCUGGCUGAGGCCAUGGACGACAAGGAGCUGAUGCCCCUCACUAAGCAGCUCUUCUACUCCUCUACCCACGUCAUCGGUGUCGGUAUCCGUGGCGAGCGCCCCGAGCGCAUCGGUGACAAGUGCUGGCUGUACUUCCCCGAGGACAACUGUCCCUUCUACCGUGCCACCAUCUUCUCCAACUACUCCCCUUACAACCAGCCCGAUGCCUCCAAGAAGCUGCCUACCAUCCAGCUGGCUGAUGGCUCCAAGCCCAGCAGCGACGAGGCCAAGGAGGGCCCCUACUGGUCCAUCAUGUUGGAGGUUUCCGAGUCUUCCAUGAAGCCCGUCAACAACGAGACUCUCCUGGCCGACUCCAUCCAGGGUCUGGUCAACACCGACAUGCUCAAGCCCGGUGAUGAGAUCGUCUCUACCUACCACCGCCGCUUCGACCACGGUUACCCCACUCCCUCUCUGGAGCGUGAGGGUGCCCUCACCCAGAUCCUGCCCAAGCUCCAGGAGAAGGGUAUCUGGUCUCGUGGUCGCUUCGGCAGCUGGCGCUACGAGGUCGGCAACCAGGACCACUCCUUCAUGCUGGGUGUCGAGGCUGUCGACAACAUUGUCAACGGUGCUGUUGAGCUGACCCUCAACUACCCCGACUUUGUCAACGGCCGCCAGAACACCGAGCGCCGCCUGGUUGAUGGUGCCCAGAUCUUCGCCAAGAAGCAGUAGAUAAUUUGUCGCAUUCUACCUCCAUCUGAAUGUCCCCCUUUUUCUUCCCUUUUUUCUUAUUUUUUUGGUACACUUGCACGAGAUCACACUGUCACGGGAAAAUAUACAUGCAAAGGAAGCAUCUGAAGCGGCAUCUGGGAGAUGAUCUUUGUUGGCGUUUCAUGUGAUUCUUAUCCUAUCUUUUCCUUCAUGCUUCUUCCAGGCUAUCUACCCUUUAUCGUUCCACAUCUAUCUCUCUGCCUCAUCUUCCUCCCCUGUCACCUAGAGCUGGACGUUGCUUGUGGGCCUUCUUUUCUCGAUACACACUUUUUUAGACUUUGCUUGACGCGGUGAUAUUCCUCUAAUCGAAGCCUGUUAAUGAACAUGGAUUCUCCUAUAUAUA
Molecule: messenger RNA, 2134 nt
Organism: Penicillium brasilianum
Lineage: Eukaryota; Fungi; Ascomycota; Eurotiomycetes; Eurotiales; Aspergillaceae
Source: the annotation of a GenBank genome assembly